Messenger RNA from Echinostoma caproni, 612 nucleotides. The record is from the annotation of a GenBank genome assembly. Lineage: Eukaryota; Metazoa; Platyhelminthes; Trematoda; Plagiorchiida; Echinostomatidae.
AUGUUUGUUGACGUAACUCGGCUAGAUAUCGUCCACAUGGUUGCCGGUCUAACUAAGAACGCAAUUUUUCGUCUGACAAAGGACAAUUUGCAGUUCAUCAUUAAGGAACGUGUCGUAUUCGGUGGAGUCUCCGCGUGGUGUGAAGUGGAUCAUGUAGCUCUGUUUCCCGAACGCACAUGUGAGGGUGUUUCCGCACAACAGGAUGAAAUAUUCCUUGAAGUCGUACUCGAUCAGCUCACUCAUUGUCUCCGAUCAGGCAGUGCAUCUGCCAGUGCCUCGGGGACCAGUUUCGCCACUUCUGUCUCAGCUCCCGCCGGGGCUGGUGGUGUGGCGUCCACCAGCAUUGUGGGCUAUGCCACAUUCGGCCAAGGUCACGGAUCCGCUCCGUCUGUUCACGGACUAAAAAUCAAAUUGGUCAGACGCAGCACACCGUGUUUGGCGAUUGAAUUGGAACAAGCCUUUAGUUUCGGUCGACCAAAUAUAAGUGACACACCACGGUGCCAGGUGGAUGGUUUGUUUUACACACGUCAUUGCGAUCAGUUUUUUAUUCUUGUUAUCGUCCGAGAACGUGCUGUCCCGUUGGCCAAUGAAAUGCGCUAUUCAAUCAUUUAA